GAAUCAUUUUUUAAGGAUUACAUUCAAAACCACAUUAAAAUAUAUUGUUUAGACCAGAUAAGGAAAAAAAUAAGAACUUUUUUAAAAACAAGUAUAGGUGACCUUAAGAAUGCCAUCCUCUCAGCUAUUCAUGAAUCCACAGUAAUAGCCAAAGAUAAAAGCAGCACUGUGUCUGGGUGGUUGGAUUUGUUCUGUGAUCACCUGGGGAGUAACUUAAACUUUCCACGAAAAGACUUGGUGAGCAUUGAACACCAGGAGAUAAAAGAUAUUGAGUUUCUCAAAGAAGCCAUGAGUGAAGCUUUGGAUCCCGCAAUGAUCACAGUAGAACAGGAGUGUUUGAGUAAGCCUGUGGAAGACAUGAUUCCUGAAAUCCAGAACAUGCUCUCUGAACAUCUCUGUGGCUGCUGGAAACAGUGUCCCUUCUGUGGAGCAAUCUGUACAAACACAAUCCCUAACCAUGACGGAGACCACAGUGUUCCUUUCCACCGUUCUGAAGCUGUCAAUGGAUGGCACUAUAUCAAAACAGAAGAGUUGUCCCUUGAUUUCUGUACUAGUUCGGUAGCAAGUGAUGGAAGAUUUAUAUUGAAUAAUGAUGAAACCAUUUCAUUCCCCUAUAAGACCUAUCGACAGGCAGGAGGGGAAUAU
This is a messenger RNA of Myotis brandtii (Brandt's bat), 645 nucleotides long. RefSeq names its product interferon-induced very large GTPase 1-like. The record is from RefSeq and is a predicted model, not a curated record. NCBI's taxonomy places the organism in Eukaryota, Metazoa, Chordata, Mammalia, Chiroptera, Vespertilionidae. The transcript has a single exon. The annotation marks the transcript as partial.